This is a messenger RNA of Closterium sp. Naga37s-1, 1917 nucleotides long. Lineage: Eukaryota; Viridiplantae; Streptophyta; Zygnematophyceae; Desmidiales; Closteriaceae. The record is from the annotation of a GenBank genome assembly.
AUGUUCCGCGGUAAAGGUUCGGCUCGGGGGCUGUUAAACCCUGGCGCAGUGACCCUUCCGCUGUUCCACGUGCGCGAAGGGUUUUGCGCUUCGUUCUCCGCGCCCGGGGGAGGGUUUGUUGCGCCCGCGUCGUCCGCGCGACCGAGGCGUCGGGUCGCCGCCCCCGCGUUCGCCCCCUUCCUGAAGACCGCGGCUGCGCCGCCCGCAGCCCCCUCUACCCCUUCCGCGGCCGAACCUGCGCCAAUCGCAACCGGAUCUGCGCCACCCACAACGUCCUCGGUACAAGCAGCCCCUUUAUCGUCCACAGUUGCGUUUAAGCAGUCACUUAAUGACUCUAUACUGUCGGCUAUUGGUGCCAAGCCCGCUGCUGUUAACCCGAUUCCCGCCACCGCCAAGCCUCCCUCGCGCAGACUCCCCGCGUAUUCCCGUUCCGCUUCCCGAACCCGCUCCGCCUCGUCCGCACCCUCCGCUCCCCCGGCGCACCUUCGCAGUCCCGAUCUCGUUGCGCCGCAAUCCCUCCCCGCGCGCCCCACCUCCCCCACGCCCACGCUCCCCCCUUCUCCCGCUCGCCAAGCCCCUCACUUCGCCCCCUUGCCCGAGCGCAAGGCUCCGCCCGCCCUUUCCCCCGCUCUCCCGCAAGAGCUCCAGCCUGCCGGCCGCUCCGCCGGCCGGCCGCGGCGCCUGCCGGCCGUGCACGCGCUGGCGGACGGCGCGCUGGCGCUGCUGGUGCCGCUGGCGGGAUCCGGGCCGCAGGUGCUGCAGAUGCUGGGCGGCCCGGCGGCGUGGGUGAGGCGGUUCGUGGUGUCGAUGGGUCUGGCCGUGGCGCUGUACAGUGUGAGCGUGAUCGCUGCCGUGACUGCCGCGUUCUACUGGGCCUGGUGGCCGAUCUGGCGCGCUGUGGCGAAGAACCUAGCGAUGCGCGUUCGGUACAGACAUGCUGGUGAGUGCAAUGGGGGAGGAGGGGGAAGUGGGGUUGUGGAAGGCGCGGCUGCUGGUCUCGUGUUCCUCUCACGCUCUAAUGCGAAUUCUGUCUUUGGUCUUUCUCUCUCUGCCCUCCUGUUUCCCUCCAAUCAUCAGGGGUUGUGGAAGGCGCGGCUGCUGGACUUGCAGGUGGUGCGUGUGGGGAGGCAGACCAGGUGGCGCGUGCUGAUUGGCGACCACAGCCGCACUACCCUGGAGAUGGAAGUGGUGCCGCCUCACAAGAGUGUGCGCCUGAGCCGCGGCGACCCAGUGGAGCUUCUUGUCCUAUCUGACUGCCCCUCACUCUCGCGUUUCCGUGCCGCCCGGGAGAUCUUCUUCCCCCAGCGGUCCCUUUGGCUGGUGGGGGACAAGCAGGCGUGUGUGGAGCGGUCAGUGUUUGAGGAGAUGCGGAGAAAGGUGGCUUUAAGAGCUGCGGUGGAGGAUGGGGAGGACAGUGAGGGGGAGGACUGGGACGGGCUGUACUCGCUUUUGACUGAUGAGAACGAGCAGCUGCUGCAGACUUAUAGCUAUAACGAGGCGUCUAAUAUGCAGGCGGAGAUGGAUGGUGGCGGGGGGAAGGGUGUUGGGGGGAGCCUGGGGGGAGGGUUACCUGGGGUGGUUGGUUUUGACGGGGUGGCUGGGGGUAUGUCUGGGGGAGGCGCGUCUCUGGGCGGAAUCACUUCUUUCCCUGAAAAUUUGGGGGUAAAGGAGGAGCAGGAGUUAAUGUCCCAUCAGGGGUUGCUGGAUUACUCUGCGAUGGAGGGAGCAGGUUCGGGAGGGUUCAGAGAACCGACGCUGGUCAGUAGCUUCGGCGGCGGAGGCUCGGUAGGGGCAGUAGCGGAUGGGUUGGCAGCUUCCUCGUCGUGCCUCAUGGAUGGUGGAGGCUCGGGGCCGCUGUCUGUUCUUCUGAGUGACAGCCAGGAUUCGGAGCUGCUGGAAAGGUUAAGGGAGGUGUGA